AUGUCAACAAGCCCUAAAGGCCUGGGUCCCACGGUGCCUGAGCUGGGGGCUUGGGACCUGACAGCCCACGCCAAGACCAAGUUCACCAUGAUGAUAGAGCCAGUGGAGAAGGAGCUCAAAACCCUGGGAGAUCCCAAGAUAGCCAUCCUCUGUGGGAUAGGGACACAGGCCUGCAUCGCGUGCACAACCUUUGACCUGCUGGAGAAGGGUAUCGUGGCUGAUGCCGUCUCGUCCAGAAGUCAGACAGACCGGUUGUUUGCCCUGUCCCGGUUGAGGCAGAGUGGAGCCUUCCUGACCACCACAGAGGCCAUCCUACUACAGCUAGUGCAAGAUGCCAAACACCCCAACUUUAGAGAGAAGCUGUUGGUCCAGCCGUCCCCUGACACAGCCUUGCUGGCCUUCUUCAGCUCUCUGUAG
Oncorhynchus keta (chum salmon) is the source of this 417-nucleotide messenger RNA. RefSeq names its product isochorismatase domain-containing protein 2-like. Lineage: Eukaryota; Metazoa; Chordata; Actinopteri; Salmoniformes; Salmonidae. The record is from RefSeq and is a predicted model, not a curated record. The transcript is spliced from 5 exons. Gene Ontology annotation, cellular component: cytoplasm. Bases 1 to 417 code for a protein of 138 amino acids.